Molecule: messenger RNA, 480 nt
Organism: Pocillopora meandrina
Lineage: Eukaryota; Metazoa; Cnidaria; Anthozoa; Scleractinia; Pocilloporidae
Source: the annotation of a GenBank genome assembly
AUGAAAUGCUCAUUGUUUUUGUAUACUGAAGGCGACAGAACCAAAGGUAGGCGACUGAUGAAUUAUUUUCAAGGCAGGCUACGAAAGAUUACAGAUAUGAGAAAUAUCAAAAGCAUCUUGGUGAAAGAACGAGAUUUCAGGAGAGUUCUUCGCUCCUGUGAAUGUGUUGUGUUGAUCGGGACACGCCAAGCUUUAUCCCUCAUUCAAAACAAGCAGCAAGAAAAAGAUGAUGAUUACAUCACAUUUGACGGAAAAGUCAUACAUGAAGAAUUGACAGAAAACCAAGAACUCGUUAAGAACAGACUGAUCAUCAUUCUCUUCACGGAGAGAAGUGAGAAUGACUGGAUCCCGUCAGAUGUUGAUGAAAAUCGAAUUUUUCAUGUAGAAGAUGGAAUUGUUCCUCCCAAUGGGAGUCCCUCCUUAACACAUCUCGAAUAUCGCAUGAAAAAAAUAUUGCUUGGAGAUGACUUCCUGUGCUAA